Athene cunicularia (burrowing owl) is the source of this 2719-nucleotide messenger RNA. Its product is annotated as glutathione S-transferase theta-1. Lineage: Eukaryota; Metazoa; Chordata; Aves; Strigiformes; Strigidae. The record is from RefSeq and is a predicted model, not a curated record. Gene Ontology annotation, cellular component: cytoplasm. Gene Ontology annotation, biological process: glutathione metabolic process. Gene Ontology annotation, molecular function: glutathione transferase activity. Bases 247 to 636 code for a protein of 129 amino acids. The transcript is spliced from 5 exons.
GAAAAUAAGCAUUUACCUCGGCCAUCAAAUAGUGAAGGAGCUGGCAAAGUCAGCCUCUUGAAGAAAGUGCCAGCACUAAAGGAUGGAGACUUCACCCUAGCAGAAUGCACUGCCAUUCUGCUGUAUCUGAGUCGAAAGUACAACACUCCCGACCACUGGUACCCAUCAGACAUACAAAAACGGGCCCAGGUAGAUGAAUACCUCUCAUGGCAUCAUGCUAACAUCCGGGCUAAUGCUCCUAAGACCAUGUGGAUCAAGGUGCUGAUUCCCCUCUUCACAGGGCAGCCACUGCCCUCUGAGAAGCUUCAGGAGGUUAUGGAUGGGCUGUCCACUUCACUGAAGCAAUUUGAGGAGAGAUUUCUGCAGGACAAGGCUUUUAUCAUUGGGAGCGAGAUCUCUCUGGCAGAUCUUGUGGCUAUUGUGGAGCUGAUGCAACCUGUUGGAGUUGGUUGUGACAUCUUUGAAGACAGACCUAGGCUGAUGGAGUGGCGCAGGCGGGUGGAGGAUGCUGUGGGGAAGGAGCUUUUCUUCCAAGCCCAUGAGAUGAUCCUCAGUAUCAAAGAACUGAGCAACAUUCAAAUUGAUCCGCGGCUGAAAGAGCAACUGGCACCUGUGUUGCUGAAGAUGUUGAAAUGAAUUAACCUAUCUCGCCAUUUUUGCUGUCCUUUCUUUUUUUUAACUUCUUCUCUGACAUCCAGUUCUACAUGCAACUGGAAAGAGCACUGUAAUCCUAACAGAGAAAUUGCAGAGUGUUUCACCCCCUGCCAGGCCUUUCCUGUAUUUUUGGGGGUGGAAGAUGGGGAAGGUUUUAAGACCUGAAACAUUAAAGUUAUACAAAAUGCUGAGGCCUUACAGGUCACUUAACAUGUGCAUCUGGGUUUUAUUUCAGUCUUCUCAGAGAUGGCAGAGACAUGAAUGGUAUUUCCUGACAAAAUUUGAGCCAGCCUGCAAACUUGGAACAUUAGAGAACUGUAUAGGAUAGCGUUGUUUUUAUGUGUUUCAUGUGUCAGCAUGCCUGUUCCUCACCUUCCUAACCUGUGUCUGCACGCACAAGUAUAGCACAAAAACUACAGGCAGUCACAAAAGUGGAAAAAGGCAUUGAAAUUUGUUUUAUUUUUAAAGUUUCUUAUUGCUGAGGUAUUUUGCUUGACUGUCCAUGUACAUUCCACAGUUCUUCUAUUUGCCUUUAGGUUCCUAUGAGAAGUUUCUUCAUAUUCAGCUACAGCUGUGAAUCUUUGUAAUUCUUCAGUUUAACCACUACUCUUGAUUUAUGAAAGCCUGGGUUUUAUUGGUGCUCGGUCUGCCAGUACAUGUGGCAGGGGCAGUUCUUGGAGAUACCUGUGGUAAAGACCAAGCAACUUCAAAAUGCUGAGGGUGGCCACAGCCUUUGAAUAACUGCCUAUCUAAAGUACUUGAUUGAUACUAUAUAGGGAAUACACUGAAAAAAUGCACAGUGAUUUCUUGAAAUAUGGCAGCAAUCAAGUUGUUUUGUUCUGUGGUAAUACUGUAAUAGCAAUCCACAUGUCUCCUAGAAAAUGCAGAGGGAAUAAAUCUAGACGUGCUCUUUUGAGACUGUUUUGGAUGGAAGUUCACCAAGUAAGUCACCCUUGUGCAGCUGAAGCAAUAAGACAGAUUUUGUGGCACCGAGCAGCAUACCCAUCAAAAUAAAAGGGCAGAGUUGUUUUGGAGCUUUUGGACUCUUUUUCUUGGCUGUAUUUACUUCUGGUUAGCUGUAGCUCAGAUACAAAACCCUUCUGUACUGCAGAGCAAUUUAUGAGGUGAAACAGAGAAUCCAACUGUUUCUAGUUUCUUCAGUUUAAAAUAGCAAAUUGUAAAGGAUGCAGAAACUGAUGGAAUAUAUAUAUCUCUGUGUGUUUCCAUUCAUAAAUAGUUGUUGCCCUGAACCUUACCCUGAAAUCCUUGCCCAACAACACUUCCUGUAAGAAAUAAGACAAAAUGAGUAAACAAUUCAGGAACGGCUUUUCUCACUAAUCAAAUAGCUUUUCUUUCCAGUACUACCAUGGCUUGGCUCGUGAUGUUUCUGCUGGUAAGCUCUAUGAAACUGGAUCUGCUCUGGUGAUGUUUUUCACUAAGAUUUCAGUUCUAGAUACUACUGAUUUAGUCCAGAGCUUAGGGAGAUCUUUACAUUCUAUGUCUAGAAAGAGAUUUCUGUUGUAUACUUCAGCUUGCAUUAGCAGGAGAUUUUGUUUUGUGAUUAUGUUCCUUAUAAAGACAAGAGACCUGACUGAAGGCCCUCUCUUAUGAACCAAAAAUCUCAGAAACAGGCAUGUGUUUAUUCACACCCUUCCUUUCUUUUCUUCCCAAACUUUAGCGAAUAGUAUGUUUUUAUGGAUGUUUUAUUCGCAAAAUACUGUCCACAACCGAGUUAAAUUUUAAAUGGGAAGUGAUGGAUUUUAUUUUUUGAUAAUUUUGAGAGUGGAAUUGUUAAGUGGAUGAUGACAUGUGCAAAUGUCUGCAGGAGGGAAAAAAUACCAUGGUUUUCCAAAAGCUGAGCAUGUUUGAGAGUACUUGCUGCUGUGCUGUCCUAUCCUGAUUGUAUGUUCAUCCCCCUACAAGCACUUUAAUUGCCUGCUCCAAGACAGAGACAAUUUUAAAAGUGUCUUUAGUUUAAAAACUCGGAGGCCAUAAGCAAUCUGCCAUUCACAUGAUGAACCAUCAAGAGCGAAGGACAAUGCAUAUCAUUAAAGGCGAUUGUGAA